GACCUUCAAAAGCUGUUCAGAAGCCAACAGCUUUUGAUUUUGUCUUCUUGAGUCUAGAGCUGAUGAAAAGCUUCUCCGAUAGUAGUUCUCAGAGCUGACAAGACGAUGUGCCAGAGAUGCUUUCAGGUACUUCCACUUGAACACUUGAAGGUGCCCACAGAAUCACAGAUCGAUUGCAUGUUGUACACUUGUUGUGAAGCCUUCAGCCACAAUGCUGUCUUCACAGAAGCACAAUUGGAGCGUCAAAACUUUGAAGCCUUCUUUUUUGAGCUGUUGCUCAAGGGCCCAGGGCACGUGCUCAUCGUGCCAGCGUAAAAUGGCGCCGCCGGGCUUUGCAUGGCCUUUCCUGGCAAUAGGAACAGCCUUAGCAGCAGGGGUCUUUGAAGUGGACAAGCCAGCAGCAUGUUCAACCGCAUCAUGGACUACUGCGUGUUUUGGUGCUGCGACUUGUGAGUCUCUAUCCGGUGCAGGCUUGCAAUGUGACGCUUUGAACCAGUUAGGCACCUGCGGCACUGUCUGUGCGGAACCGUGCUGCAUCACAACCACUAGCACGACCAUGACUCUGACAAUGACAGCUACCACACUCACAACGACUGAGACCACUGUGACCCGGUCCUCAAUCACAGUGACACACACCAGCACCGAAACACAAACAACCAGCCAGACUGAUACGACGAUCAGCACGACAGGAACCACAGUGACGUCAUCAUAUACAGGAAGCUCAAUCACCCGCACAGUGACAAUGACAAGAACUCACACCAUGACCAUGACCUCCACGGUCUCUGAAACUGAGACCUCCACACAGACCACAACUGAGGUGCCAACCACAACACAAGGUGCAGCUGCCAAGAUCACUGUGACUAUGAGUGUGACUGUUCCAUCGAAUGAAGCCCAGAGCUAUGUGCAAGACUCCAGAGUUAGCAAAGCAUACAAAAAGGUGAUGGAGAAAGUCACAGGUCUCAGUUCUGAUAUGGUAGACGUCGAAUUGGAGCACUCGCAGCCUACCAAAGAUGGCAACCUCACUGUCACCUACACCCUCACCAUUCCAUAUGAAGACCAAGGAAAUGGAUUGGUGGCAGCUGUUCCACUAAAGGAUGUCCAGGACAAGCUUGCUGGGCUCGAUUUGGAAAGCCUCAAUGCCAUGCUCGAUGAGCAGGUGGCCGCAGCUACAGGCUCCGGCAAGUACACUCAGGAGGUUGAGCGAUUACGAGAGGACCAAACCAGCGUGGUCAAUGGUGCUGUCAUACACUUUUCCUUUGCCACCUCUAUGUUGGUGUACUUUGCUGCCGUGUACUUGAAGGCCAUCUCUUGACAAGGACUUGAGUGAGCCUUUGUGCAUCCUUGUUUACGGCAUUCUCCUUGCUUUUGUUCAGCAAAGUUUUCCAGCUUGAAGCGACCUUUUGCUGAAACUGCCGGAGGACGCCCCGUCCAUCAGCGCUAGGCUUUUUGGACUUGACCCAAAAUAUCAAACUUUUGGGUCUGGCGUCGACUCGCGUCCGACAACGGACCUUACAGUUAGCCUCAUGAACGUGAGACGUCUUUUCUCACCAUGCAAACGCAGACGGUGAGCGCCAAGCGAGAAACCCCAAGAAGACAAUAGAGAGGAUGAAAAA
Molecule: messenger RNA, 1613 nt
Organism: Durusdinium trenchii
Lineage: Eukaryota; Dinophyceae; Suessiales; Symbiodiniaceae
Source: the annotation of a GenBank genome assembly